AAUCGGCGGAUACCAAUAUAAGUGAUAUAUCCUCAUAAAGUGAUUUUAGUCAGUUCAUUGUGAUUAUCUAGUACUAAGAAUUUUGUUCCUUUUGAAGUGGAUAACAAAGCGUAAAGUCGGUUGCCACAAACCACAAAGUUGACAAUAAAGUAGUAAUGUCAUUCGACAAGCCAGCAGUGGUGAUAGACAAUGGUAGCCACUUUAUGAAGGCUGGGUUUGCGUGUGACAACCAUCCGGUGUCAAUGUUUCGCACCCUGGUUGCUCGGCCAAGGAACCUGGUUGGCAGAUACGGCCGGGCCGGUCACUACGAAGUCUACAUAGGAGAUGAAGCUGUGGUUCACAAUGAUGAUAUGGCGGUAACUCCACCGGUGGUGAAUGGCAAGAUAGUGCAGUGGGACAACAUGGAAAGGAUCUGGCACCACAUAUUCUAUAGGGAACUGAAAGCCGCCCCGGAAGACAGGGCUGUACUCCUUUGCUUGUCCCCGGGCGCUCCAAUUGAGGAAAAAAUAAAAUGCUGUCAAGUGUUUUUCGAGGCUUUGAACGUGCCGGCGCUGUGCAUGCAGUCGACUAGUGUGCUGGCGCUGUACGGGUCUGGGUUCACCACCGGCAUCACCAUAGACCUGGGGUGGGACAGUACUGACAUCAACCCCGCAUACGAGGGUGGCCUCAUCCACUACGCGCAGAUGUCCACCAACUACGCCGGCGAACAGAUCUGCAAGUUCUACAGAGAAAGCCUCGCCAGCCGCGGCAUAGAUUUAGGCUGCGACGCCAACGAGAUUAUAGAUGCAGUCAUGAUGAAUGAAAUGAACAUAUCUAUUGACUGCUCGAUGCCGAGGAGGCCGGUGAGGAAGUACGCCGUGGACCCGCGAACAAAACAAAAGACGGACGUGACCGACGAGACCUUCAUGGUGUCUGAGAUGUUCUUCCAGCCCGACUUGGUGAUGGGUUACGAUACUGGUUACAUGCCGCUUCACAAAGCUUUCUUAAUGGCGUCUCAGAAAUGUGACAUGGACAUAAGGGAUGAGUUGAACAAUGCGGUGGUUUUGUGCGGUGGUCUGUCGAUGAUCCCGGGUCUAGCUGAGAGGUUUCGGGUGGAGUUGACGGACCUGGUGGAGAAGCCAGUGACGGUGCUGACGUCAGACGAGUCUUACGUGGUGAGCUGGAUGGGCGGCGCUACCUUCGCCGGCAUCCCGGAAGCGCAGCGCAUGUGGGUCACCAGGCAACAGUUCCAGGAAUACGGUGCGAGGGUCGUCAAGAACCGUAUGAUGUUUUAGUUUUUAAUUAUUAUUAUACUUUUACGUUUUAUUACAAUUAAGUUUUGAUUAUUGCUUAUCCC
Molecule: messenger RNA, 1336 nt
Organism: Pectinophora gossypiella (pink bollworm)
Lineage: Eukaryota; Metazoa; Arthropoda; Insecta; Lepidoptera; Gelechiidae
Product: actin-like
Exons: 3
Coding region: 156-1274 (372 amino acids)
Source: RefSeq, a predicted model, not a curated record